Messenger RNA from Pipra filicauda (Wire-tailed manakin), 4713 nucleotides. RefSeq names its product inositol polyphosphate-5-phosphatase D (gene INPP5D). Gene Ontology annotation, molecular function: phosphatase activity. The coding region runs from base 62 to 3718 and encodes 1218 amino acids. Gene Ontology annotation, biological process: phosphatidylinositol dephosphorylation. NCBI's taxonomy places the organism in Eukaryota, Metazoa, Chordata, Aves, Passeriformes, Pipridae. The transcript is spliced from 28 exons. The record is from RefSeq and is a predicted model, not a curated record.
AGACACACAGGCAGCUCUGGCAGCUCCUGGACUGGAAUUCAGGUUUCCUCCAGCUCCAGCGAUGGAUCAGUGCUGGUACCACGGCAACAUCACUCGCUCCAGGGCUGAAGACCUGCUCUCCAAAGUAGGCAAGGAUGGCAGCUUCCUUGUGCGGGCCAGCGAGUCCAUCGCCUCGGCGUACGCGCUCUGUGUGCUGUUCCGGAAUUGUGUCUAUACCUACCGAAUUCUGCCUGGUAAAGAAAACAAGCUCGUUGUCCAGGCAUCAGAGGGUGUUCCUGUGAAGUAUUUCGAGAACUUGGAGGAACUGAUAGAAUUUUACAGGAAGGAGAACAUGGGUCUGAUAUGGCACCUCAAAUACCCAGUGCCACGGGAAGAGGAGGAGGCUGCAGAUGAACUAGAGGAGGAUGCUGACCUGGUGCCCACGCCUCCCAUCCUGCCCCCACGCAACAUCCUCAUGGCACUGCCGGGUGGUGACACAAAGGAGGUCUCCUCUCUCCCUGAAAACUCCAGAGUGGCAGAUAGUAAUAAACUGUCCCUUUCUGAGACACUACUCCAGCGCCUGCAGUACCAGGAUACGAGCAGUGUCUCUGACGAGCAUCUUAAACUCAUCCAGGAUUACCUGCGAGUUCACAUCAUCAGUGACUUCGAGAUGGUGCAGACUGGCUCAAGCAACCUUCCUCAACUGAAGAAACUGCUUACAGUUCUUUGCAAAGGACUCUUCAGUGAGGCCUCUAGGACUCUGCCAUCCCUGGAAUCCAUCCAGAAGGUGUUUGAGCAGCAGCUGCACCCCGGUGUCCACCAGCGCUCCCAGAUGCUUGGUGAAGCAAGUCCAGUCAAUAUUGUAUUGAAACUCAACCAGCUGAUUUCUUUGCUGUCUUCUAUUGAAGAAAAGGUGAAAACACUGUUGAUUGAAGGUCCUGAUUCAACACACCGGCGCUCCCUUAUUCCCCCUGUCACUUUUGAGGUGAAAGCUGACUCCCUAGGGAUUUUCUCAAAAAUACAACUCAAGGUUGAUGUGGAAAUGGGAAAACUGAUUAUCAAGAGAUCUAAGGAUGGUCCAGAAGACAAGUUUUAUACCCACAAGAAAAUCUUGCAGCUUAUCAAGUCCCAGAAGCUCCCAAACAAACUGGUGAUUGUGCUGGAAACAGAAAAAGAAAAAACACAGCGGAAGGAAUAUGUUUUUUCUGAUUCCAAGAAGAGAGAAGGGUUCUGUCAGCUUCUGCAACAGAUGAAGAAUAAACACUCAGAGCAACCAGAGCCUGAUAUGAUCACCAUCUUCAUUGGGACCUGGAAUAUGGGUGCAGCACCUCCCCCAAAGAAGAUCACCUCCUGGUUCCUCUCCAAGGGGCAGGGGAAGACCCGUGACGACACUGCUGACUACAUUCCUCAUGACAUCUAUGUGAUUGGCACCCAGGAGGAUCCCCAAGGGGAGAAGGAAUGGCUGGAGACACUGAGACAAUCUCUGCAGGAAAUCACCAGUAUCAGCUUCAAAGUGAUAGCUAUCCAUACCCUCUGGAACAUCAGGAUAGUGGUACUGGCCAAGCCAGAACACGAGAACCGCAUCAGCCACAUCUGCACAGACAACGUGAAGACAGGCAUCGCAAACACCCUGGGUAAUAAAGGAGCGGUGGGGGUGUCAUUCAUGUUUAAUGGAACCUCCUUUGGGUUUGUUAACAGCCAUUUGACUUCUGGAAGUGAAAAGAAACACAGACGCAACCAGAACUACACGAACAUCCUGCGCUUCCUGACGCUGGGAGACAAGAAACUGAGUCCGUUCAACAUCACUCAUCGCUUCACUCACCUGUUCUGGCUGGGGGACCUGAACUACCGCGUGGAGCAGCCCCCGGCGGAAGCAGAGAAUAUUAUCCAGAAGAUCAGGCAGCAGCAGUAUCCGGAGCUGCUGGCUUUCGACCAGCUUCUCCUUGAGAGGAAAGACCAAAAGGUGUUCCUGCAGUUUGAGGAAGAAGAAAUCACAUUUGCUCCCACCUACCGCUUUGAGAGAGGCAGCCGGGAGAAGUACGCGUACACCAAGCAAAAGGCUACGGGGAUGAAGUACAAUUUGCCAUCCUGGUGUGAUCGAGUGCUCUGGAAAUCCUACCCCCUGGUGCACGUUGUGUGUCAGUCCUAUGGCUGCACCACUGACAUCAUGACCAGUGACCACAGUCCUGUCUUUGCCACCUUUGAAGUGGGAGUUACCUCACAGUUUGUCUCCAAGAACGGUCAGUCAGACUCCAAGUACACAGAUUCCCAAGGGGAGAUAGAGUUCCUGCACUGCUGCGCCACUCUGAAGACCAAGUCCCAGACCAAGUUCUACAUUGAGUUUCAUUCUAGCUGCUUAGAAAGUUUUGUAAAGAGCCAGGAAGGAGAAAAUGAGGAUGGGAAUGAAGGGGAGCUCGUGGUAAAGUUUGUCGAUGCACUUCCAAAGCUGACCCCAAUUAUUUCAGACCCGGAAUACCUACUGGAUCAACACAUCCUGAUCAGCAUUAAGUCAUCAGACAGUGAUGAAUCUUAUGGGGAAGGCUGCAUUGCCCUGAGAAUAGAAGCAACAGAAUCCUUAGCUCCUAUCCACACUGUGCUGACACACCAUGGAGAGAAAACAGGAGUCUUCCAAGGUGAAAUCAAGUUGCAAACAUCACAAGGGAAACAGAGAGAGAAGCUGUAUGAUUUUGUCAAGAUUGAACGUGAUGAAAUUGCUGGGCAGAAAACAAGGAACAUCAGCAAUUUAGAGCCUAACAAAGAGUGGGAUCAGACUAACAGAAAGUCAAAAUCUACUCAUCUGAUGGCCAGAGAGGCAGCAGCCGUGGCUCGCUACUGGGGGAGUGCGUCUCCUUCUGCAGACAGCGCAGGAAAGGAGGAUAUCCUACGCAACUCCACCCCCACAGACAUCAGCAACCCCAACUACCUGGGGAUGGCUCCCUUCUCUCAGCAGCCCUCUGCAACCUGCCAGCAUAAGCAGACACCUUCAGCAGACCAGCCACCUUCUCUCUGGAACUAUGAGCAGCAGCCCAAAGAGACCACCUCCCUGAUGGGACAGAGUCCCUCAUCCUCCACAUCGCCCUCCUUGUCACCUCUAUCCCCAAAGCCAUCCCUCCAGCCCACAGCAAACAGAAGCAUUUGUAGUCGGAGUCAAGAGUACCUGCCACCUGAACUGGGGAAAUCCACAGCAGAGCCUGUGCUUCUGGAGGAGGGACAGCAAAGGCCGGAGAUGUUUGAGAACCCUCUGUAUGGCUCGAUGGGCUCCAAGGGCAAGGUGCCUCCCAAGAAGGAGCAGGAAUACCCCAAGGCCUUGCGGAAAGAGCAGCUGCCACUGCCUGAGCAGAGCUGUCAUCUCACAAAGCCACAGGAGCCUGAGGGCAGCAAGACCCCUGGCAAACAGCCAUCCCCACCUUUCCUGGUCCCCACACAGCGAUUCCGGUCCUACACCUGCUCCGGCCAGGCGGAAGAAAAGAAUACAGGUGAGAAGAGCCAAGGCAAACUGAAGGUGACAACGCCACUGGAAAACUCGGCACAGCUCAAGAAACUAGUGAAGCCAUUGAGGGCUGAAGUCAGCCUGAGCACCCAGGGACAGCAGAACAAGCCGCCCCUUCCCUCGAAGAGUCGGGCGGUGCUGGACAUGCAGAACUCCAAGGGCCGAGAUUAUCGGGACAGCUCAGAGCUGCCGCACUCCGGGAAGCACCGGACAGAGGAGGCACCCAUGGGCAGGACAACUACACCGUGAACAUGACACAGCAGCCGGCAUCCCAGGAAGAAUCCUGAUGGGAAGAACGAUGGAGAUUGCUGCUUUGUUCACUCAUCUCCUCUGGUCUGGUUCUAAAAAGACUGAGGAUUUUUAUUUUUGAGGGUGGACCCCUCCCUGUGAUUAUGAAAAUGUUCUAGCUGAGAAGUUUAUCCUAUGUUGCUCAGAUCAAGAGGAGCCAGGAGCACAAUACCAAGUGCAAGUUACCCUUUUGAGUGUCACUUUGGUACUUCCAUUAAGAAGCAGUGGCCAAGUACAUGCAUUAGUAAGUGUUUUGAAAAAGAGGAAGGUACGGUGUGUAAGGACUAGGAGAUGGGAGGGGUGGAUUUAGAGAACCCCUUUAUACAAAAGCAAGAUUUCUAUUUUGUUACAGGAUUCCUAUUAAAGAGUGAUAUGUAAAAGAAAGUAUCUUGAAAGCGGUACAGCUCCAAAAGCAUGUCCUGUCCAUGGAGCGAGGAAUUAGGGGAGGGAAAAGAGUCUGAAUAGCAGCUACUGAUGAGGGUCACACACUGUCAGCAGAGCCAGCUUUGCUCUCGUCUGCCGCGCUCAGGUAACGCAGCGGGUGAGGCACCGCGGCUCCUCCUCCUUCCAGCGGGUCGUGCUUUAAUACCCCAACGAACAGAGGGAAACCAGAACUGCGGGAGGGGAGGAGAAGCAGGGCCCAGGGGCAGCCUCGGAGUGCAGCUCCGGAGUCUCCCCGGCCUGUCUGACAGCAAGCACUCUGCUUUGGAAGGACACUGGCCAGCUGAUUGUGUAGCAUUCCUAACAGAUUAAUGCUGACCUUACUGUACACGUGUGCUCAGUGACUGAAUGAUGUUAACACACUCGUCAGUUCUGUUGUGUUCAUGUAAAGUGUUAAUUCUGUGGUUACAACUGGGUUAUGCCUGUUGUGACUUAAUCAUGGCUAUUGUUUCCAUGUUGAUUACUUAAAAAAUAAUAAAAUAGUUUUCUGACCAUUCUUUACUGAAAAUUUAAAA